AUGUAUAUCCUUUAUCCUUUCUUUAUGUAUAUCCUUUCCUUAUGUAUAUCCUUUAUCCUUUCCUUAUGUAUAUCCUUUAUCCUUUCUUUAUGUAUAUCCUUUCCUUUCCUUAUGUAUAUCCUUUAUCCUUUCCCUAUGUAUAUCCUUUAUCCUUUCUUUUAUGUAUAUCCUUUAUCCUUUCCCUAUGUAUAUCCUUUCCUCCUUUAUCCUUUCUUUAUGUAUAUCUUUAUCCUUUAUUAUGUAUAUCCUUUAUCCUUUCCCUAUGUAUAUCCUUUAUCCUUUCUUUAUGUAUAUCCUUUAUCCUUUCUUUAUGUAUUCCUUUCCUUAUGUAUAUCCUUUAUCCUUUCUUUAUGUAUAUCCUUUAUGUAUAUCCUUUAUCCUUUCCCUAUGUAUAUCCUUUAUCCUUUCUUUAUGUAUAUCCUUUAUCCUUUCUUUUUAUCCUUUCCUUAUGUAUAUCCUUUAUCCUUUCUUUAUGUAUAUCCUUUAUCCUUUCCCUUUAUCCUUUCCCUAUGUAUAUCCUUUAUCCUUUCUUUAUGUAUAUCCUUUCCUUUCUUUAUGUAUAUCCUUUCCUUAUGUAUAUCCUUUAUCCUUUCCCUAUGUAUAUCCUUUAUCCUUUCUUUAUGUAUAUCCUUUAUCCUUUCCUUAUGUAUAUCCUUUAUCCUUUCUUUAUGUAUAUCCUUUAUCCUUAUGUAUAUCCUUUCUUUAUGUAUAUCCUUUAUCCUUUCUUUAUGUAUAUCCUUUAUCCUUUCCUUAUGUAUAUCCUUUAUCCUUUCUUUAUGUAUAUCCUUAUCCUUUCUUUAUGUAUAUCCUUUCCUUAUCCUUUAUUUUCUUUAUGUAUAUCCUUUAUCCUUUCCUUAUGUAUAUCCUUUAUCCUUUCCUUAUGUAUAUCCUUUAUCCUUUUUCCUUAUGUAUAUCCUUUAUCCUUUCUUUAUGUAUAUCCUUUAUCCUUUCCUUAUGUAUAUCCUUUAUCCUUUCUUUAUGUAUAGCCUUUAUCCUUUAUUUUAUGUAUAUCCUUUCCUUAUGUAUAUCCUUUAUCCUUUCUUUAUGUAUAUCCUUUCCUUAUGUAUAUCCUUUAUCCUUUCCUUAUGUAUAUCCUUUAUCCUUUCUUUAUGUAUAUCCUUUAUCCUUUCCUUAUGUAUAUCCUUUAUCCUUUCCCUAUGUAUAUCCUUUAUCCUUUCUUUAUGUAUAUCCUUUAUCCUUUCUUUAUGUAUAUCCUUUCCUUAUGUAUAUCCUUUAUCCUUUCUUUAUGUAUAUCCUUUAUCCUUUCCUUAUGUAUAUCCUUUAUCCUUUCUUUAUGUAUAUCCUUUAUCCUUUCCCUAUGUAUAUCCUUUAUCCUUUCCUUAUGUAUAUCCUUUAUCCUUUCUUUAUGUAUAUCCUUUAUCCUUUCCCUAUGUAUAUCCUUUAUCCUUUCCUUAUGUAUAUCCUUUAUCCUUUCUUUAUGUAUAUCCUUUAUCCUUUCCUUAUGUAUAUCCUUUUAUCCUUUUAUUUAUAUAUAUCCUUUAUCCUUUCCCUAUGUAUAUCCUUUAUCCCUUUCCUUAUGUAUAUCCUUUAUCCUUUCUUUAUGUAUAUCCUUUAUCCUUUCUUUAUAUAUAUCCUUUCCCUAUUUAUCCUUUCCUUUUUAUGUAUAUCCUUUAUCCUUUCUUUAUGUAUAUCCUUUAUCCUUUCCCUAUGUAUAUCCUUUAUCCUUUCUUUGUGUAUAUCCUUUAUUCUUUCUUUAUGUAUAUCCUUUAUCCUUUCUUUAUGUAUAUCCUUUAUCCUUUCCUUAUGUAUAUCCUUUAUCCUUUCCCUAUGUAUAUCCUUUAUCCUUUCUUUAUGUAUAUCCUUUCCUUAUGUAUAUCCUUUAUCCUUUCUUUAUGUAUAUCCUUUAUCCUUUCCUUAUGUAUAUCCUUUAUCCUUUCUUUAUGUAUAUCCUUUCCUUAUGUAUAUCCUUUAUCCUUUCUUUAUGUAUAUCCUUUCCUUAUGUAUAUCCUUUAUCCUUUCUUUAUGUAUAUCCUUUAUCCUUUCCUUAUGUAUAUCCUUUAUCCUUUCUUUAUGUAUAUCCUUUAUCCUUUCCCUAUGUAUAUCCUUUAUCCUUUCCUUAUGUAUAUCCUUUAUCCUUUCUUUAUGCAUAUCCUAUAA
Messenger RNA from Acanthosepion pharaonis, 2118 nucleotides. The record is from the annotation of a GenBank genome assembly. Lineage: Eukaryota; Metazoa; Mollusca; Cephalopoda; Sepiida; Sepiidae.